Molecule: messenger RNA, 1737 nt
Organism: Maudiozyma saulgeensis
Lineage: Eukaryota; Fungi; Ascomycota; Saccharomycetes; Saccharomycetales; Saccharomycetaceae
Source: the annotation of a GenBank genome assembly
AUGUCAAACAUAACUUAUGAUGACCAUGAUCCACUAGCUGAUAAUCCGUUUGCAGAACAUUCUAGUGCUGUAACAGAACCAAGUCAUAUACGUCCCCCAGAUGACGAUGAUGAAGAAGAAGAAGAGGAAGAAGAAGAAGAACAGAAUACUACUAAUCUAAAUGAUGCAAAUUCAAAUGAGAAUCAACCAAAUGUCUCACAGGAAGCCACUUCUGCAAUAGUUACACCUCCAGAACAACAACAACAACAACAACAACAACAACAACAACAACAACAACAACAACAAGGAAUCGAACGUACUAUUGAUCUAGCUAAACUUCUUCCAGAACGUAAAGAUGUUGGUAAAUAUACAUUAAUUGUUAAAGUAAUUGGGUUAGAAAGAGUUGGGUCAAUAUCAAAUAAGAAAGAAAAUCCAACUAUAAUAUUCAAUUGUUCAACAAAUAUACCAACUUUUCGUAAACAAAAACAUAAAAAUUUAAGGAAAUCUACUCAAGAGUUUCAAAAUUUAUUUAAAUAUUUGAAUAAUAGUAUCCCAGAAUCAUUUAUUCCCUCAUUACCAUCACCUUAUACAAACUAUGGUAUCAACAAUGAAGAAGAUCACGAUAGUACAGUAAGUAAUUAUCAGGAAUGGUUUAAUAGAUUAUGUCUUGAUCCAUUAAUCUUAAGAAAUGAAGAAUUAGCCUUUUUUAUCGAGAGUGAUUACAAUACAUAUAUUCCAAUCAAUUCAACAACGGCACAAGUAAGUGGCCUAAAGAGGAAAACAUUAAAACAAUUGGCCCCACCUUAUGAUGAAGUAAUAGAAUUAGCUGAAUUUAGACCAAUGGUGAAAUCAAUAUAUGUUGGAGUUCAAACCGUUCAAGAGAAAUUAUUAAAAGCUAGUAAAUCAAGAAGGUUGCUAGUUCAGGAAGAAAAUGAAUUUGGACAAAAAUUCAGUUUAUUGAAUGGUAAUAAUAUUAAUAACGAAAAUGAGGAAAGACUUUAUAAAAGAUAUGGGAAAGUAUUAACUGCAGUUGGUGAUAUAAAUAGUAUAAUUGCUACUAUGGAUAUGGCAACUUUAUAUGAUGGACUUGAAUGGGUUGUUAAAGAUUCAUAUAUUGUCAAAGAAGCACUUACAAAUCGACAUUUUGUUAUGAGAGAUUUAUCUCAAGCCCAACAAAAUUGUAAGAAUAAGCAAGAAGCCGCUAGGAAAUUAAGAAGUAAAAGAGAUACUAAUCCAAUUAAAGUUGAAGAUGCAUUACGUAGUUUAAAGAUAGCUACAACAACAGAGCAAAACUUAACAUUAAAAUUACAAAGACUUACUGGAAAUAUGUUAAUCGAACGAAAACAAUGGAUUGAUUGGUAUGAAAAAUGGUUAAUCAAAUCAAUUAAAUCAUACACUUUAAGACGUAUUGAAUAUGAAAGAAAGAAACUUUCAUUAUUAGAAAGAGUUCGUUCAGAAGUUAGACGAGCAGAUAUGAAAGGUGGUCUUUCACGUCUUGGAAGACAUACCGUAUCACGUAAACAUGACGAAAUAUCACAAAGUACGCGAGGAGAUAGUUGGACAGGUGAAAUACGUCAUCACAGUCAACAAGAAAUUAAUUCGGUGUCGCACACGGAAUUCGACAAAUCGUUGACUAUUGAAAGUAAUGCAUUGCCUGGUAAUAAACCUGACGAAGAAUCUUCAACAAGAGAAUCUAACAUGUUAAAUGCCAAAAGUGCGGCACAUAUGUUAGGUAUCUCGACAUAUAAUGGAAGAUGA